This is a messenger RNA of Tarenaya hassleriana, 2636 nucleotides long. RefSeq names its product U-box domain-containing protein 17. Gene Ontology annotation, cellular component: nucleus; cytoplasm. The record is from RefSeq and is a predicted model, not a curated record. Gene Ontology annotation, molecular function: ubiquitin-protein transferase activity; protein binding. The coding region runs from base 278 to 2422 and encodes 714 amino acids. The transcript has a single exon. Lineage: Eukaryota; Viridiplantae; Streptophyta; Magnoliopsida; Brassicales; Cleomaceae. Gene Ontology annotation, biological process: protein ubiquitination.
GAAAAUCUUUUACCAGCUAAGAGAGAAAGUGCGAGAAAAUUCUGGCCUUUCUUUUUCUCACCUUCCAAACACGGAGUUUUCCUUUUUUCCCCCUUUUCUCUUAAUAACCCCUUUUCGCUUCUUCCUCCUAUCUGACCCUUCAAACCCAUGAUUUAGAAUUUCCGAUUUGACCUUUUGAUUCCGCGAAAUUCCGCGAUUUCUUCGAUUCGUUUGAUCUGGGCAAAAAGCCGACGGGUUCUCCGAGGAAAUCCGCCGGAUUUCUCCUCCCCUUGCGUCCAUGGCUAGCGCCGCGAUUUUCUCAUCCCUGCGGCGGAGGAGAUCGCCGUCGCUGGAGGCAUUCCUUGCUCCGGUCAACCUCACCGGCAUCGCCCUUGUUCAAACCCUAGCCUCGAUUUCGUCGGAGGUUGUCUCGUGCUUCAGUGGCGUCCACUUCUUCUUCCAACGCAGGAACGCUCGCUCACUGAUUCGUAAGAUCGAAGUCUUCGUCGUCAUGUUCGAAUUUCUCUCCGAUUCGGGUUCAGGUCCUGGUCGGGUUCUCUCUCAUACGGCGGUGCUAUGUCUGAAGGAGCUCUAUCUUCUCCUCUACCGUUCCAAAAUCCUCCUCGACUACUGCGCUCAAUCCAGUAAGUUAUGGCUGUUGCUGCAAAACCCAUCGAUUUCAGGGUAUUUCCAUGAUCUGGAUCAAGAAAUCUCGACCCUUUUGGAUGUUAUUCCCGUUAACGAUCUGGGUCUGAGCGAUGACAUUAGAGAGCAGAUCGAGCUAUUGCAGAAACAAUCCAGGAACACGAAACUGCAUGUUGAUGAGAACGACGAAGCACUGAGGGACAGGUUCUACUCGUUCCUCGACGAGUUCGAGAACGGUCGGAUGCCAGAUUCGUCGGAACUGAGAUCGUUCUUUGUGGAAAAACUCGGAAUUGCGGAUUCGAAGAGGUGCAGAGCUGAAAUCGAGUUUCUGGAUGAACAGAUUGUGAAUCAUGAUGGAGAUAUGGAGCCUACAGGAUCGGUGAUUAACGGGUUUGUGGCGAUCACUCGUUACUGCAGGUUUUUGCUAUUUGGAUUCGAAGAAGAUGGAUUGGAGUGGAGAAUCGAGAAUCCGAAGAAGCUGAGGAAAGGGGUUAUUGCGCAGGAGAUUGGGGACACUUUUAUAACGAUUCCAAAGGAUUUUGUUUGUCCAAUCUCUCUGGAUUUGAUGAGGGAUCCUGUUAUUGUUUCGACAGGACAGACUUAUGAUCGAAAUUCCAUUGUUAGGUGGAUUGAAGAAGGGCACUGUACUUGUCCGAAAACCGGUCAAGUGCUCAUCGACUCUCGUCUCGUCCCAAAUCGAGCUCUUAAAAACCUGAUCCUGCAAUGGUGCAUGGCCAGCGGGAUAUCUCAUGACUCGGAGAUCAUAGAGACACCAACCGAGCCUUUCGGGUUGGCUCUCCCGACGAAAGCCGCAGUCGAAGCUAACAAAGCCACUGUGUUGAUCCUUAUCCAGAAUCUGGCAAAUGGGUCGGAAGCAGCUCAGACAGUGGCAGCUCGGGAAAUACGCCUUCUGGCCAAAACUGGGAAGGAAAACCGUUCCUACAUUGCAGAGGCCGGCGCAAUACCACAUCUGUGCAGGCUUCUGAAGUCUCAAAACCCUAUUGCCCAAGAGAAUUCCGUGACAGCAAUGCUUAAUCUAUCCAUCUACGAAAAGAACAAAAGGCGGAUCAUGGAGGAAGAGAACUGUUUGGAGUCGAUAGUGUGUGUUCUUAUCUCUGGCCUAACUACGGAAGCACAGGAAAACGCUGCAGCCACAUUGUUCAGUCUGUCUGCGGUACACGACUAUAAGAAACGGAUAGCGGGUGUUGAAGGAUGCAUAGAGGCAUUAGCCUUGCUGCUAAAAAACGGGACACCGAGAGGGAAGAAAGACGCUGUAACGGCAUUGUAUAACAUAUCGACGCAUGUAGAAAACUGCAGCAGAAUGGUAGAGAGUGGAGGAGUGGCGGCCCUCGUGGUGGCACUUUCGAACGAGGGUGUGGCAGAGGAAGCGGCCGGGGCAUUGGCCUUGAUGGUGAGGCAACCGUUAGGAGCACGAGCCAUAGGACGGGAGGAAUCCGCUGUCACGGGUCUCAUAGCCAUGAUGAGAUGUGGAACCCCUCGGGGGAAAGAGAAUGCGGUGGCUGCAUUGCUCGAACUCUGCAGGAGUGGCGGAGCUGCAGUGGCCGAGAAGGUGGUGAGGGCACCGGCUCUAGCGGGUUUGAUCCAAACCCUUUUGUUCACUGGCACGAAGCGGGCCCGGAGAAAAGCAGCUUCGCUGGCUCGGGUUUUCCAGAGGUGCGAAAAUGGAGCUCUCCGGUCGGGCGGAUUAGGGUUUUCAGGUAACUCGAACGGGAACAGAGAUGGUGGAUUCACCACUGAUGUCUCAGUCCCAAUCUCCAUAUCAGUACCUGUUUUGUAAUCUCUGUUGUUUCACUGCAAAAUCUCAGAGGGGACAAGAAAAUUUUUUUGUUGGUGAUGUCUAAACGCAUUCAUUGGUUGGGAGAUAUGUAUACAUAAGGUUUAGAGCAGAAUGUUAUAUAUAUAUAUAUAUGUAUAUGUGUGUGUGGAUGGGGAAACAAAGGAAGAAAGAGUUUAUGAUGUUGGAAAAUUCUCUGUUCUGUUAUGUUCUGUUA